This is a messenger RNA of Anolis sagrei ordinatus, 5003 nucleotides long. It is a transcript of the gene TBC1D24, whose product is annotated as TBC1 domain family member 24. Gene Ontology annotation, cellular component: nucleus. NCBI's taxonomy places the organism in Eukaryota, Metazoa, Chordata, Lepidosauria, Squamata, Anolidae. Gene Ontology annotation, biological process: response to oxidative stress. The record is from RefSeq and is a predicted model, not a curated record.
CCCUCGCGCCUUGCGCACGCGCAGCUCGCUCUCUUCAUUCGGCUCAAGAAAAGGCGAGGGAGAAGGGAACGCCUGCGCGCAGAGGGUGCUUCUGGAGGGCGCAUGCGCGGGGCUUGGAGCAGGUUGGCUUUUCAGCGUCGGUCCCCGAGGCGAGGUCGGAGGGACAAAGACAAAUUUUUGAGGAACUGAAUAAGAACUGUUUUUAUGUCACCCUACAAAGACAAGCUUAGCAGCUAUGGGUGAAUAUAGCCGCUUUAUUGAUUGGGAUAAGAUGGACUCUACAAUCCAGGACCAGGAUGCAAAGGAACUGACUAGCACGGAAUUUCAAGAUCUGAAGCAAUUAGCUCGCCAAGGGUACUGGGCCAAGAACCACUCUUUAAGAGCAAAAGUAUACCAUAAACUGAUUAGUGAUAUCCCUUGCCGCACAGUGACUCCAGAUGCACACGUCUACAGGGACAUUGUUUUGAAAAUUGCUGGGAAGCGUAACAGCAGCAGCCUUCCGCUUCCAGAAUUUGUUGACAACAGCCUAGUUCCCACUUACUGUCUGAAUGCUGAGGGCAUUGGGGCUGUCAGGAAGAUAAUCUCCUGCAUUGCAAGCCAGUUCCCAGACAUAUCAUUUUGCCCAGCUCUGCCUUCUGUUGUGGCACUCCUCCUUCACUAUAGCAAAGAUGAAGCGGAGUGCUUUGAGAAGGUUUGUCGUAUUCUUGCUUGCAAUGACCCCUCCAAGCACUUAAUUGAUCAGACCUUCUUGGCUUUUGAGUCUUCCUGCAUGACAUUUGGUGAUCUGGUUAACAAGUACUGCCAGGCAGCCCACAAACUGAUGGUGGCGGUCUCAGAAGAUGUGCUAGAAGUAUAUUCGGACUGGCAACGCUGGCUUUUUGGAGAACUACCUCUGACUUACAUUGCACGUGUCUUCGAUGUUUUCUUGGUAGAGGGCUACAAGGUUCUCUAUCGUGUUGCACUGGCUCUUCUCAAGUUUUUCCAUAAAGUCAGAAUUGGGCAGACUUUGGAGUCAGACAAUAUACAACAGGACAUCCGUACUUUUGUUAGGGAUAUUGCAAAAUCAGUGUCUCCUGAGAGAUUGCUAGAGAAAGCAUUUGCCAUUCGACUCUUCUCUCGGAAAGAGAUUCAGCUUUUGCAAAUGGCCAAUGAGAAGGCUCUUCAGCAGAAAGGCAUCACAGUGAAGCAGAAAAGCAUUGCAUCCCCCAAAAGGCAAAAUGUUCACUUGGCCGUUCAUGCAGAAAAUUUCAAGUCUGAAAUUGUUGACGUAAAGAAAAUGAGAGAUAUCUGGUCAUGGAUUCCUGAACGCUUUGCACUCUGCCAGCCUCUGCUGCUUUUCACCACCUCAGAGCAUGGUUGCAGCCUAAGCAGGUUCUAUUCACAUUGUGAGGGACAUGAACCGACCCUCCUUUUGAUCAAGACAACCAAACAAGAGGUAUGUGGUGCUUAUUUGUCAACUGACUGGAAUGAGCGUAAGCGAGGAGGAGGCAAGUUGAGUUACUUCGGUACAGGAGAAUGUUUUGUUUUCAGGCUGGUACCUGAAGUGGAGCGCUAUGAAUGGGUGAUAAUCAGGCAUCCAGAGCUAGCUGUGGCCGGAGUAGAACAAGCAAAUAGUUCUUCCCAGAUUUCUGAUCCUCCUUCUUCAACUAGCCUCUCCUCAAAUCCCUCAGAUCGUCUAUCACCCUUUCUUUCGGCUCGGCACUUCAAUUUACCUUCCAAAGCGGCAUCCAUGUUUAUGGCUGGCGGUGUUGAAUGCAUCAUCAUAGGAGGAGGUGAUGGACAGGCUCUCUACAUCGAUGCAGACCUCAACCAUGGAAGAACGGGGCACUGUAACACUUUUAACAACCAGCCAUUGUGUUCUGAAAGUUUCCAGAUAGCUAUCAUGGAAGUGUGGGGAUUCAGGGACACUAUGAGCAAUUGAGGGGACUGUCUCCUUAAAGAAAAAACUGGGCUAUGAAUUACAGUGUUAUUCUGAGUCUUGUUCUGCUACAAGAGCCAAUUGGACUUUGGCACUACAGUCAUGGUUUCCUUUUGGGAUUUGGAAAGCUACCUUUCAGGGCCCACAAAUUUUGCCAUGAUAUUCUUCAAAUGCAAUUUUUGUUGGGCUAAUCAAUUGAAUCAUACCUCUGCACUCCUUGUUCAUAUCCUGGUAUUUCAACACAUUGAUGCCUAGCUGCGCUAGAGCUGGGACAGCCUUUGUGGAGGCCAGAUGCAUAUCAGAGCAAAGCUGUACUUUGACAGCUAGCUUUAGAUACUCAGAUGUAUCGCUUAUCCUGGUGUAGCGCAAGGUUCAAAUUCCUGCAAACAUAAACUUGGAUCCAAAGUGAUUUGUGUACAAUUGGAUCACAUCAAAUUACAAAUUUCCCAUUUCCUUCCCCAGCUACAGCCCCACUGUUUAUGUACUAUGCUGUUCUAGAGGUUACCCAGAAUCCUAAAGGGCUGCAGGAAGAAAUGGAGCAUGGGAGAGUCCUAUUGCACAUAUGCAGAAUGCUCCCAGUGGCUCUUUUGAUCUAGAUCAUUUAAUGAAUCGGUUUCUUUAUAGAAAUAUUUUGAAAGCACUAAGUGUUUAUGUGUGCAUAUAUUUGUGAUACCAGCAUAUCUCUUUGUGUACAUAUAUUUGUGAUGCCUGUGACUAUUGCCCUAAGGAGCAUUCAUGCUUUGUAAUGUAUGAAGGUGAAGCUAACUGGUUUUGGAGCACUUAUUGAUCUGCAGUGCCACCCUUUUGUUGCAGAUAUUCAGUGCAACACACUGCCAUCUGCGUUUAUGUUUAUAUUCCUAAUUGUGCAUAUCAGUAAUAUCAUUUUAGGGUUGGGGAGUAGAUUCAGGCAGCUAAAGCCCGAGACAGUAUACGCAGCACACAGAACAAUUUUCCCUUUGAACGUACGUUGGUUGUAUUUGUGUUUAUAAAAGGAAAUUGAGAUAAUCUUAAGAAACAGUGUUAGUCAGCUGUAUUGAAACUUUGAUGCAAUCUUCAAGUUAAACUUCAUUGCAGCUGGUUAGAAAAAAAUAGUUGCUCAAUCUCUCACUUGAUUACCAAUUAUGUAUUUCUUCUAAUAGCUCCAGGGGGUGCUGUUUUCUCAGUAACCAGAUAGGUCAUUGAAAGCUGCUUGCCUGUUUUCUUAUCAGUAACAUUCCUUUAUUACAGGUUGCGCUCUUGUCUUAUCAUAGAUACACAGCCUGCUACAGAGUCCCAACUUCCCUCUGCCUUGUAUUGACUGUAAGAGUUGCCCGUUAACAGUUUUGAAAAUGGAGGUUGCUUUGCCAUAUCUUAAGAUAUAUCCAAAUAUCUACAUUGCUACAACUGUAGUACUUGGAUCUUUCUUUCAUCAUUAGUAUUGUCUUAAACCCUGACUUUAACAGUGCACUGAAGAAUAAUUGAGACAACAUUGAAAUAGAGAUCACUAUCUUCUGCCUCAGAAGCACUAAAAAACCAAGAGGAAACUGUUCUGUGAUCAAGAAAGGUGGUUGAACCUGUAGCAUACCCCAGUGUUUGGAUGGUGUCAAAUGCUCAGAGAUUAUUGUCCAAGGGAAAUGUGCAUUAGUAUAUCACAUAAUCUACUUAAGCAUAAAUGUCAAGAUGAAGGGAUCAAAACAUUUCAUGUUAUCUAUCAAGUAUUGUUUUAGUUGGGGUGGGAGAAGAAGCCUUUUUCAAGAUCCUUCAUUGAUUCAACCAAUAUAUUGCACUUUCUUGGGAAUUCAGUCUGUUAUAGCAGUUCCCUAAAUGUAAUAUGCUAUCUUCUUGCCAUCUUUUCUCCCUGUAUUUAAAUCUGUGUUGGUUUUAAAUCCAGCAGCUGAAUGCAAUCUGCAAUGAAUUAUUCCAAAAUAACUAACUAAAACGAGUUGCUAUAUUAUUUAUCCAGAAAAUGCUUUAGAUCUGACUGUUACUUAAUUAUGUAAAUAAAAUUAUCUUACGCAUUGAUAAGAAGCAGACAUUUGAAGGUAGGAUUUGGAAACAACAGAGCAAGUCCAUUAGAGCAGUCCUGGGGGGAAAAAAGCUUUGGCAUGCAUGCCAAAUAUAUAUGCGCCUUGAAGUUGGGGUUUGCAAUUGAGGUGUCAAGACUGAUGACUAGACAGGAACUAUUCUAGUAGAUCAUUAAAAAUAGUUUCCCGAGAAAUAGCCACUUCCUCACCAUCCAUAUUGAACAACAGUAUUUCCAGAGCUUGGAAAGGAAUUCUGGAGAUAAAACCAGGAAAUGACAGCUAUAUAUAGCUUCCAGUCUAUUUUAGGGAUGGAGGCAAAUGAAGUGCUAAUUUGCUGAGUGGUUUGAAUUGGAUAAUUAUCUUGAACAUUCCAUAAUUCAACGUUAAGAAAUAACAGUGACUUAUCUUCUCGUUAAGGAAGACACUUGAAUAAUUUCUAUUUCUCAGGUAUAUGAGGAGGGCAAAGAGCCAAUGCAACAGUUCAGAAAAGUGAAACAUAUCAGCAAAAAUUUAAUAUGCAAAGACGUUUAUUACAAUCACAGCAUUUACGGCUUCUUAAUUUUCCUUUCCUGUUGAAGGAGAUUCCUCACCUUCCCUGCUCCAUGUUGUGAAAUAAAGUGUCUUUGUAUUUCCCAGAAAUGUCUUAGCCUUUUAAAAAUCUGACAGUCACUGUGGUGGUUUUGUGUGCUGUCAAAGCCAGUCAAGUUUUUCCUCUCUCCUUUAACUAGAACAGGUGAUUUUGGGAGUUUCAGGUCUCUAUCCAGAGACUAAAGAAGGCAAAAUGGAAGUCAGUUCUUUUCUCCCAUUGUGAUGGUUAUUAUGUGUCUGUCAUUUUGGAGGAACUUUGAACCUGACUGUAAUACUUGUGUAUGUGCUUGUGUUCGACGACGUGUUGUUUUUCCCUGGAGGCAACUGCAGUUUUCCUGCACUUUGACUUUCCCCCCUAAUCUUAUCAUAUAGAAGUAAUAUAUCCCUUCCUUCCCCAGUUGAUGAAGGUGAUGGCAGCUGGCUGUUUGUGUCUGUAAAUCUGUGACUCCUCAGAAAUAAAUUAAAUAUCUGUCAAAUAAACUAUCUGCAUAGUU